GACGCGCCGCUCGUGUAUCGCGAUCGUUCGACUCCAUUUGCCGCGCACCGUCCUUUCGGCUUCUCCUUUGCUCGCGUCUCCUCGCUUUCGCGCAUUCAUCGACGCGUCGAGCGUUGUACGUGAUCGCGGUACACUCGAACGCGGGAUCUCCAAGUUCCGCGCUCGUCCUUUUCCAUCAUCCUACGCGAAACAGCCAGUCGAAAGUUUGCUUCGAGUGCACAGACAUUAAGGAAAAGUUUCGAUUCGAUAGUGCUAGGUGUUCUCUGUUGUCCGUUGUAUUCUCACACGUAGCGAGAUACUCUUUAUCGUUUCUUCGAAAGUGUUCCUGUAACAGUUACGAGUUUCUUAGGAGGUAUUAUGUGAAGAUGAGAAUCCAGAUGGAAAGGUCGAGGACUUUCGGAACAGAUAUCCGUUACGAAGUACGGCAGCUUGCUUUUCCUUGAACUCGUGCUGCUGAAAAGCGUAACCACCGUCAGCGAACGUUGGCAAUUGUUUGACACGAUGCGCGGAUCAAGGUGAACUUUCGCGGGAAGAAAGCGCGAGUGGACUAAGGUGGUUGCGGAAUUUUGUCGAGAUCUUUCCGGUCGAGGAUCGAGUUUUAUGGUUUUACACGGCACCGAUGCGCUUUUCUGUCCGACGAAACAGUGCUGUGAUACAAGUGGCUUAAACCUUGCCACAAGAGUACUGCAACGUGUUACCGCUACUGCAGUGAAUGACGCGAAAAAGUGUACGUAACUUCGAUCGGCCUCGUGUAAGAUUGCAUCUCGUUGCUUUUUGGAUCUUACACGUUACCAACGACCAAGAUAAUCCAGACAAGUAUGAUGAAUGUCUAAAGUAAGGACGUUGUAAAUUAGUUGUCACCAUGAGAACGCUUCUGAUCAUACUGAGCACUUUCUUGGAAAUACAACUUUAUUUCACUGGGAGCCGGGCGGAGCAGCAACAAUCGUUAAGGGCCAGCAACGAAUUGGUGUCAUUAAACAGCUCCGAGGAUAAAAGCGAAGAUGUCGUCGAAGGUCCCAUCAGGGAAGUUCUUGCACAAAGCGGAAGCACCGCGAAUUUGCCCUGCAAAAUUACCGAACCUGGCGCUGGAACCAUUACAUGGAUGAAGCGUAAAAACAGACGGUUGUUAACCGUUGGCACAAGUACCCACUCAGUCGACAAACGAUUUGUCGUGAUGCAUUCGAGUACUGAUUGGUUACUUCAAAUACGAGCAGUUACUAUCCAGGACGAGGGUAUAUACGAAUGUCAGGUUACGUCGCAUCCAGUGCAACGGAAUUUCGUGCUCUUGAAGAUCACAGAAGCGUACUCGAUCAUACCAGGGGCGCCUGAUUUACACGUGAAGCAAGGUUCCAGUCUGCGGUUGGAGUGUCAACUGAAGGCAGCUGCGGAAUCGCCCCUCUACGUCUUCUGGUAUCGUCAGGGACAUAUGAUCAACUACGACGAGGAGCCAGGCGUGAAAGUUGAAUUGACCAAGAACGGAUCGAUUCUGAUGGUCAACAAAACGAAACCGUCGCACGGCGGUAAUUAUACGUGCUCGCCGAGCAAUGCAAAACCGGCUUACGUGAUGGUUCACGUGAUCGAAGAGGAAGAGAAACCGGCGGCAAUGCACGGAGGAGACAGAAGGAACCUUAGUCCAGCAAUUUUAGCGAGUAACUUUCUGGUGUCCCUCUUGGCGGCCGUCAGCUGGAGGAUACCGAGUUUCACCAGCCUUUACCCGACAUGAAUCACCGUUGAACUUAUGGGAACGACUGGUGUUAGUCGUGGCCGCGCUACCGCAACUCGGUUCAUCUCUCCUAUCGCAAGGACGACUCUGACCAUCGGUCGACCAUUCGGGAUUCGUCUUUUCAACUGUAACUCCAAUCGGCCCCCGCAAGAACGAUAUCCUUGCAUUGGUGUUAAAACCGGAAUGUCAUCGAGUGUAUCGAUUCACGUAUGAACACACGGAACCGCCGUCACUUUCGGACCGACCCUUUUAUCUGUAGCGCGAUUCUUUUCAGAGAUUCGUGUUCCCUUAUCGAGGGGAACCGCGUCCGAUCGUGAGAGCAGCAGAACUGUAGCCACCGAGAAAUCCUUUUGUUUUAUUCCCUUCUGUCUUUUAACCCUCUCGUCCCUUGUCCCCUGUGCUCCGUCUCCUUCCAGCCCGUUCCUUUAUUAUGUACCAAGCAAUUUCUUUGUCUGGAAAAACGCGUGCAUGGUCGGAGUAACGAUUAUUCUGCUGGUCUUGGAAUCGAUGUAGAAAGUAUGUGGUGCAAGAUGUGUCUCACUUUUAACGUUGGGAAAUAGAACGACACGCGACGAAAGGUUCCUCUUUUAUUCUCUUUUCUGUUGCGAGACGGUAGGAACCUGUCGAUUCGAGCAUGAUCUUUUACUUGCUAGUAUCUGUCAUUGUGCGCGAUGAGCGAACCGUUUUCUUCGUACGUGCAUUAUAUAUACAUAUGUAAAUGUACACAUACAUAAAGAAACGCGCAUACAUACACAUUCCUUGUACACGCGGGGUACAUACACAUACAUACGUAUACCUAUACGUAUACACAUACGUAGCAUGUAAGCGACACCGUGGUCUCGAGAUGAACAAGCGCCUUCACGUUUCGUGACGUGGAAACCGUUCUUCUUCCACUCCUUCUUCGAAUCUCAGGAUAGCAUGUGUGUGCGUGUUAGAGAUUUAUUGAGACGGAAUGCGAGGAAAGUGAAAGCCUCCGUUGAGAAUCCGAGGAGAAUCAGGAGUACAGUGGAUCGAUCAGGCUGCGGAUAAACUCGUUAUCGCAAAUUCGUGACAGACAUUCACGCGAUUCCGCGCGUUGCCGCGUGUUCAUGUCGGGAUAAACGGAAUCAAUGUAAAUAUAACGCUCUAAUCAUACAUUCAAUAAAACAUUAAUCGUAAA
Molecule: messenger RNA, 2882 nt
Organism: Bombus pyrosoma
Lineage: Eukaryota; Metazoa; Arthropoda; Insecta; Hymenoptera; Apidae
Product: zwei Ig domain protein zig-8-like
Exons: 6
Coding region: 863-1723 (286 amino acids)
Biological process (GO): synapse organization
Cellular component (GO): neuron projection membrane
Source: RefSeq, a predicted model, not a curated record